This is a messenger RNA of Pseudoliparis swirei, 2926 nucleotides long. RefSeq names its product growth arrest-specific protein 7-like. The record is from RefSeq and is a predicted model, not a curated record. The transcript has 14 exons. Gene Ontology annotation, cellular component: plasma membrane; cytoplasm; actin filament. Gene Ontology annotation, biological process: neuron projection morphogenesis; actin filament polymerization. Gene Ontology annotation, molecular function: actin filament binding. The coding region runs from base 187 to 1701 and encodes 504 amino acids. Lineage: Eukaryota; Metazoa; Chordata; Actinopteri; Perciformes; Liparidae.
GGAGGAGGAGAACCGGGUCCCCACUGAGACCAGCCCCGGACCCCGAGCCGGACUCAAACUUUCACUUCAGUCACAAAGUUAGUUUUUUGUUCAGAGGAGCGGAGUGUCAUCAUCAGUGCGCGUGAGAGAAAGAGAGAGAGAGAGAGAGAGAGAGAGAGAGAGAGAGAGAGAGAUAGAGAGAGAAAGAUGUCUGGGCCGUACUGCAGAAGUUUGUACCCGUUCGGCGGGGAGCAGCACCAGCAGGGACUGAGCUUCGAGGCCGGGGACGUUAUCAAGGUGGUCCAGGCUCUGCCCGGAGGCUGGUGGGAGGGGGAGCGGGAUGGAGCCAGAGGAUGGUUCCCCUCGACGUACGUCCAGGUCCUCGAGAGGACCUCCUCUUUAAGUCAGCUCCCCGUCGAGGACCUCAAAGACCUGCCUGCUCACUGGAGAUGCUACAUGUCUCCACAAGGGCGGCGAUACUACGUCAACACCACGAGCAACGAGACCACAUGGGAGAGGCCGUCCAGUGCACCCGGGACCCCCAGGACCUCCCUCCGACACAAGACCUCCCUGCCCACAGUGAAUGGAUUUCACUCCGGUCCCUUGCAUCAUGUGGAACAUUCACACAGCAGUCUGGUUAGGAAGAGCAGCACAGAGCCACAGAGCCAAGGAUCAACGUCUCCCAGCAGGAAACAGAACAAGGAGACCACGGUCACGAUAAACUGUGUGACGUUCCCAUCCCUUUCAUCCAUGCCGGAGCAGCAGCUGCUGAAACCCAACGAGUGGAGCUACUGUGACUUCUUCUGGAUGGACAGGAAGGAUCCCCAGAGCAACGGCUGCAUCACAGGGUUUGAGGUGCUGCUCCAGAAGCAGCUGAAGGGGAAGCAGAUGCAGAAAGAGAUGGCAGAGUUCAUACGAGAAAGGAUAAAGAUAGAAGAGGAAUACGCCAAGAACCUCUCCAAGCUCUCCCAGAUCCCUCUCGCAAGCCAGGAGGAAGGGACUCUGGGGGAGGCGUGGGCCCAGCUGAAGAGGAGCCUGGCAGAUGAAGCAGAGGUUCACCUAAAGUUCUCCUCAAAGCUCCAGAGUGAAGUGGAGAAACCGUUUCUGGCCUUCAGGGAGAACUUUAAGAAGGACAUGAAGCGGUUCGACCAUCACAUCGCCGACCUACGGAAGCAGCUGGUCGGUCGCUAUGCAUCGGUGGAGAAGGCCCGCAGAGCUCUGGGUGACCGGCAGAAGGAGCUGGAGUUGAAGACUCAGCAACUGGAGAUCAAACUCAGCAACAAGAUUGAAGAAGAUAUCAAGAAGGCCCGCAGGAAAUCCACACAAGCAGGAGACGAUCUGAUGCGCUGCGUCGACCUGUAUAACCAGUCCCAGUCCAAGUGGUUUGAGGAGAUGGUCACCACGAGUCUGGAGCUGGAGCGGCUGGAGAUGGAGCGGGUGGAGAUGAUCAGACAGCAUCUGUGUCAGUACACCACCCUUCGACAUGAGACGGACAUGUUCAACCAAAGUCGUCUCCCUCAUGGGACCACAACAUUGGAGCUGAAGCGUCAACUCUUCUUUCUUUGCCCAGACGAUGGAGCCGGUGGACCAGCUGCUGCAGUGUGUGGACCCGGCCAGAGACAGAGAGCUCUGGGUGAGGGAGAAUAUGACGGGAGAGAUCCGGCCAGUGGACAUAGAGAUCUGACCUCAGUGCUGCUGACGGCUCUGCACACGCACACUUGAACCCUCAGACACCCUGAGGCCACAUGCCUGAGGACUGACUCAGAUGAACCCCCCCACUGAUCCACGUGUGACUCCUGACAGGCUGAUGGCAGAUCAGGCGGCGCUCCCGGCUGAAGAUGGACCCGGUGUUUGGGGAGUGUUGUGAGAAGCACAUGUGAUGAAUGAAGAUGUCAGAUGAUGACGGGUGUUGAUGCCCGGCGGACAUGGGACAGGAAAAUGAACGUUAUGAGUGUGAAUUGUGACGCGAAUGACGAAGAAGCACCUCCAAUGAGCGUUUAACCCCCGUAGAUGUUGAUUGGCUUUGGGUCAUGCAGCCGCGUUUGUUGCAGCUCGUUGUGCGUCUGCUGCGAACUCAUUCUGAGUCACCUGUGUGUCGACACACGUGUGACUUCUGCAAGUCUGCAAACAUGAUUUAACAGAUGCUGCUAAGCAAAAUGCAUUCUGUCCUGAGAGAUAUGACUGUGUACCAGAAUAAGACUAAAGUGUUUUUAUACUAAUAUGCAGGUGUUGACUGUUUGCUAAGCCCCGCCCACCCUCGCCUGUGUGGUCUGGCACAUAGUAAGUAAAACAAAACUUGAUUAUAUCUUUUCAAAACAGGUCUUCAAACUGAGACAAUAUAUUUAGGGCUUAAUGUCAAUUAAGGGCGUGGCUGCUUUAAGGACCCGCCGCCGGUCCACCAAUGACUACCCCCAAAAUAUCUAGGUUUGGUUUGGAUGCUGCUGACAAAUCCACAGUAUUAAUCACUUCAUGAAAGAAAAUGAUGUGCAAGCGAGAGACAACUUGUGAGUUUGGCAGACGUAACUCUGAUAAAUUGGGCUGGAUUCUUUGUAAAUGUCCAUCAGAAUAUGUCAGAUUACUACUGAAGGGUAGUAGAGCCCACAUGACACAUUCCUGGUCCUUUGGGUUUUUGGUUCUUGUAAAAAGACACCACCCUGGAAACAUUUGGAUGCAUAAUAUUAGUGCAUGCCUGGUAGGCUCGCUGUGCCUAGCUACGGCCGCUACGCUCUGAUUGUAAGCGACCUCUUGGUCGGGUGGAGCAAACGUCGUAUCACACGUCUGGAAACAAGUCCGAAAUCUAACAUUCAAGAUUCAAGAUUCAAGAUGUUUUAUUUGUCACAUACACACACAGGGUGUGCAGUGAAAUGAAAGUGGCAAUGCUCAGCAGGAAUGUGCAAGGGCAACAAGUACACACUAUUUACAAAUAAAAAACAACACAAUAUUUACA